Molecule: messenger RNA, 1431 nt
Organism: Austrofundulus limnaeus
Lineage: Eukaryota; Metazoa; Chordata; Actinopteri; Cyprinodontiformes; Rivulidae
Gene: bfsp2
Product: beaded filament structural protein 2, phakinin
Biological process (GO): intermediate filament organization
Cellular component (GO): cytoskeleton; intermediate filament
Molecular function (GO): structural molecule activity
Source: RefSeq, a predicted model, not a curated record
CUGCUGAGCAUCAUGCCUCUGCCCCGACGCCGCUCGUCCUUCCUGGGACAGUCCACUGCAGAGCGCCUGCCCCCGGCCUCCUGCGGGCGGGUGGGCCCCGCCGCCCCCCGGGGGGUCCAUGUGGGCCCCACGACCCCAGCAGGGCUGGGUCCAGGACUGGGAACACGGGUGUCCCGCAGAGCUCUGGGGAUCAGCAGCGUCUUCCUGCAGGGGAUGAGGAGCAGCACUGCCCCGGUCCUACCGCAGCCCACGGGGGGCCAAGCUGCCAGCGGGGGCCUGAACAGCUGCCUGGUGGAGUACCGGGACAAGGUCCGGGCCCUGGAACAGCUGAACCAGCAGCUGGAGGACCAGAUCCGCCUGAGUCUGGACCGCAAAGCCUCAUGUGCCGGAGCCUGGGGACCACUGAGGAGGGAGUGGGAGGAGGUCUACAGACAGGUUUGAGAAUGAGCAACCAUUCAGGAGGGCGGUGGAGGAGGAGAUCAGCUCCUUGUAUCGAGUCAUUGAUGAGGCAAAAAUAACAAAGACAGAACUGGAGGAGCAGAUGGAGAACAUGAGGGCGGAUCUUCGGAGCUUAGAGCACCAUCAUGAGCAGGACAUUCGCGCUCUUUACAACCAGAUGGCGGGCAGGGAAGUGGAUGAGCCAGAUGCUCCAAUAGAAACCAGUUUGGACCAAAUUCUGGCUUACAUCAGGAACCACUGGGAGAAGGUGACAGAGAAGAACAGAGCAGAGGCAGACAGCUACCUGGAGUGUAAACAGGAGGCGCAAUGUGUGGGCAGCAGGCUGAGUCAGAAGGAGGAGCAUGUAGAGGCACUAAAGGCAGAGUGCAGUGAAGUCAGCUGUAGGAUCCAGAGUCUACAGGCUGAGACUGAGUCCAUCAGAGCUCUGAAACGCGGUCUGGAGAACUCGCUGACUGAUGCUCGUCACUGGCAUGAGGUGGAGCUGCAGAACCUGGGUUCUGUUGUUGUGAAGCUGGAGGCGGAGCUUGCAGACGUGCACAGUGAAAUCGAGCAGCAGCGUCGUGACUACGACACCUUGCUAAGCAACAAGCAGCGUUUGGAGCACGAGAUCAGCCUGUACCACGGGAUCCUGGAUGGAGAGGAGAACCGCUACCUGCCUGCCACUGCUGCCACCACAGCACCGUGUUCAGGUACUCAUGGAGAGCCUGAGGAAGCUGCUGCUGACUCCAGGACUGAUGUGGGACUUCUGGGACCCUCAGAACCUGGAGACCACUGAUCCCUGGUUUCCUCAGAGCAGUGUGGAUUCUAUGAGGUGGACCUGCUUGAACCUGGGCAGGUGUGAGGGUUCAGAGUGACUGUGAUGUGCUUCAGAAGAAGACGCCACACACAGGCCCAAAGACUCACAAACUGUUUCCUGUACAGUGAUGAAUGUUUCCUGUUUUGGUGCUUUCAAAAUAAAAUGAAUGAAGGUGA